Messenger RNA from Drosophila navojoa, 906 nucleotides. RefSeq lists its product as uncharacterized. Gene Ontology annotation, molecular function: N-acetyltransferase activity. Lineage: Eukaryota; Metazoa; Arthropoda; Insecta; Diptera; Drosophilidae. The record is from RefSeq and is a predicted model, not a curated record.
AGGGCUAAAAUGAUAAGCCCAUACUGCUGUGGAAGUGUCGUAUAACAGGUUUCGGGUUUCAGAUAGAGCUAUCAAAAUUUCUUUAUAGCUUAGUUACAAUCGAACACUUGAUGGCAACAGUCGAUUCUAAAGAAAGAUAAGCGGUGAAAAUGCGAGCACAGAACGGAAGACUUUGGUCAACAUUGCACAAUGGAAAGUAUGAGCUACGCAGUUUGGCUAAAGCUGAUUUGGAGGAAGCUCUAAAUGUGCUGAAUGAUUCGUUCUUCAUCAACGAAUCAGUUUGCAAUGGUUGUGAAAUCAAUUUACCCGAAAACAUUCAAGCGCGCCAAGAGUUGCGGGAGCUUUGUCGAAUUACAGCACAGGAUGGCGUUUCGUUAAUUAUAAAACAUGUAGAAAGCGGUCGCAUUGUUGCCGUUUCCUUUAAUAAGUUGCAGUUUGCUCCACCCCCUGGAGAGGAUAAUUUCUUUGUAAAGUUUUACAAUGAGCAGGCGAAGAGUCCUCAGGCGAAGGCUCUAAUGAACUAUAUGAUUACGAUGGACGCUAAGAUCGACGUGUGUGCCGAAUACAACAUGGAUUGUGUAUGUGAGUUAAUGUUUUUGGCUACCUUGCCUGAGUUUGGCAGGCAAGGACUUGGUCGCGCUCUUGCUGAAAUCACCAUUCAGUUGGCGCGUGAAUUGAGUCAGGGGCAAGGCUUGGAGGAUGUGGCACCAGAAUUGCAAGAUAAACGACCUAAAGCGGUUACUGCCCUCUGGACAUCACUAUUUACCCAAAAAAUUGGAAAAGCUGUUGGGUUUAAAGUGCUCAACACAGUACCCUACAGUGAAUUUGAGUAUAAUGGUAAGCGUUUCGAUGAGCGUAUUAAGCCAAUACAUGAAUUUAGUGAGCAAGUAAUGUUCAAAUUGUAAA